Molecule: messenger RNA, 1791 nt
Organism: Rhinolophus ferrumequinum (greater horseshoe bat)
Lineage: Eukaryota; Metazoa; Chordata; Mammalia; Chiroptera; Rhinolophidae
Gene: IL4I1
Product: interleukin 4 induced 1
Exons: 8
Coding region: 121-1788 (555 amino acids)
Biological process (GO): amino acid catabolic process
Molecular function (GO): polyamine oxidase activity; L-amino-acid oxidase activity
Source: RefSeq, a predicted model, not a curated record
CGGGGCGGGCCCGUUUUAAGGACAGAGAAAGGGGGACCCGACAGACUAGCGGUGGGGACUGAGGAGACAGGUGGUGCUGGCUUUCGCUGAGAGCCAAGACACCGUCUCCCGGCAAGAGUCAUGGUCUCACCGGCCCGGCGCCUCCUCGCCCUGGUCCCCAUCCUCCUCCUCCUGCUGGCCUCCCUGGAUUGGAAGACUGCCCACAGCCAGGACCCCUUCGAGAGAUGCAUGCAGGAUCCUGACUACGAGCAGCUGCUCCAAGUCGUGACCUUGGGCCUCAAUCGGACCUCAAAGCCCCAGAGAGUGAUAGUGGUUGGUGCUGGUGUGGCUGGACUGGUGGCCGCCAAGGUGCUCAGUGAUGCUGGACACAAGGUCACCAUCCUGGAGGCAGACAACAGAAUUGGGGGCCGCAUCCUCACCUACCGGGACCAGAAGACGGGCUGGAUUGGGGAGCUUGGAGCCAUGCGCAUGCCCAGCUCUCACAGGGUCCUCCACAAGCUCUGCAAGAGCCUGGGACUCAACUUGACCAAAUUCACCCAGUAUGACAAGAACACGUGGACAGAAGUGAGGAAUAUGAAGCUGCGGAAUUACGUGGUGGAGAUGAUGCCAGAGAAGUUGGGCUACAAACUCUGCCCCAGAGAAAAGGGCCGUGCGCCCGAGGAAAUCUACCAGAUGGCUCUCAACAAGGCCCUCAAAGAUCUCAAGACGCUGGGCUGCAGAAGAGCAAUGAAUAAGUUUGAAAGGCACACGCUCCUGGAAUACCUCCUAGGGGAGGGGAAACUGAGCCAGGCCGCCACGCAGCUCCUGGGAGACGUGAUGUCCGAGGACGGCUUCUUCUACCUCAGUUUUGCUGAGGCCCUGCGGGCCCACAGCUGCCUCAGCGACCGGCUCCGGUACAGCCGCAUCGUGGGCGGCUGGGACCUGCUGCCGCGCGCGCUACUGAACUCGCUGUCGGGGCCAGUGCUGUUGCACACGCCGGUCGUGGCGUUGACGCAGGAAACGCACGAGGUGCGAGUGCACAUAGGGACCGCACUCCGGGACCAGACCUUGGCCGCCGACGUGGUGCUGCUGACCGCGAGCGGGCCGGCGCUGCAGCGCAUGAAAUUCUCGCCUCCGCUGUCGCGGAAACGGCAGGAAGCUCUGCGCGCUCUGCACUACGUGCCGGCCACCAAGGUGUUCCUGAGUUUCCGCCGUCCCUUUUGGCACGACGAGCACAUCGAGGGAGGCCACUCGAACACGGACCGCCCAUCGCGCAUGAUAUUCUACCCGCCGCCGGGAGAGGGCGCGCUUCUGCUGGCUUCGUACACGUGGUCGGACGCGACCGCCCCGUUUGCCGGCCUGAGUCUGGAAGAGACGCUGCGCUUGGCACUCGACGACGUGGCGGCGCUGCACGGGCCGAUUGUGUACCGGCUCUGGGACGGCAGCGGCGUCGUCAAGCGCUGGGCAGAGGACCCGUACAGCCAGGGCGGCUUCGUCGUGCAGCCGCCAAAGCUCUCGCCAGCUGACAAGGACGACAUGCAGUUCAACUGGGAGGUUCCCCAUGGUCGCAUCUACUUCGCCGGGGAGCAUACGGCCUACCCGCAUGGCUGGGUGGAGACUGCUGUCAAGUCGGCGCUGCGUGCUGCUGUGUUGAUCAACAGGCAGAUCCACAACCAGGAGGGCCGUGCACGCAUGGCGGAGCCCGGGCCCAGCCAGCCCCUGUGCGAAUCCGAAAAGGGGGAGGCCACCCACCCGCCAGCCCUACAUUUAACUGCUCCACACACACCCCCCAAGAGGACCCAGUAUUAAAGU